CACCAACAACAGAACUUUCAAUCAUAUCUGUGUACACACCACAAGCUACAACCACCACAGCAACAAAACCAGAAACAACUGGAGUGACAACAACUGUGCCAUUCACUACAACACCAACAGUAGAACAUUCAACCAUAUCUUUGUACACAACACAAGCUACAACAACCACAGAAACAACAACACAAGAAACAACUGGAGUGACAACAACUAACAUGCCAACAAGUACAAAUUCUAAAACAAACACCACUACAAUUGUGCCAUCCAGUACAACACCAACAACAGAAUUCAACACCACAACUUUAUACACAACACAAGCUACAACAACCACACCAACAACACUAGAAACAAUUGCAUUGACAACUAUAACCAGCCCAACAAGUACUAUUUUAGAAACAACCACUGCAACAACUGUGCCAUUCACUACACCACCAACAACAGAAUUUACUAGCACAAAAUUGUACACAACACAAGCUGCAACAACCACACCAAUAACAACAGCAGAAACAAUUGCAUUGACAACUAUAACCACCCUAACAAGUACUAUUUUGGAAACAAAAAAAACUACAACUAUGCCAUCCACUACAACACAGAAAACAGAAUUUGAUACCACAGCUUUAUACACAACACAAGCUACAACAACCACAGCAACAACACCACCAGUAACAACUGGAGUGACAACUACUAGCACCACAAGUACAAUUUCUGAAACAACCAAUGCUACAACUGUGCCAUCCACUACAACACCAAAAACAGAAUUUACAAUAACCUCAUCAAAAACAACAGCAGAAACUAAUGGAGUGACAUCAACUACCAUGCCACCAAGUACAAUUUUAGAAACAAUCAAUACUACAACUUUAACAUCCACUACAACACCAACAACAGAACUUUCAAUCAUAUCUGUGUACACACCACAAGCUACAACCACCACAGCAACAAAACCAGAAACAACUGGAGUGACAACAACUGUGCCAUUCACUACACCACCAACAACAGAAUUUACUAGCACAAAAUUGUACACAACACAAGCUGCAACAACCACACCAAUAACAACAGCAGAAACAAUUGCAUUGACAACUAUAUCCACCCCAACAAGUACUAUUUUGGAAACAAAAAAAACUACAACUAUGCCAUCCACUACAACACAGAAAACAGAAUUUGACACCACAGCUUUAUACACAACACAAGCUACAACAACCACAGCAACAACACCACCAAUGACAACUACUAGCACCACAAGUGCAAUUUUUGAAAAAAACACUGCUACAACUGUGCAAUUUACUACAACAUCAACAACAGAAUCUGACAUCACAACUUUGUACACAACACAAUCUACAACAACCACACCAACAACAACAGCAAAAACAACUGGAGCAACAAUUAAUAGCACCAUACCAAGUACAACUUCUCAAACAUUCACUGCUACAACUGCCCCAUCCAAUACAUCAACAACAGGAUUUACCACCACAUAUUUGAACACAAAACAAGCUUCAACAACGACAGCAACAACAGCAGAAACAACUGGAGGGACAUUUGUGACAUUUGCUACAACACCAACAACAGAGUUUACCACCACAACAUUGUACACAACACCGGCAACAAGAACCACAGCAACAACAACACAUAAAACCACUGGAGUGACAUCGACUACCACCCCAAGUACAAAUUCUGAAAAAACAAUUGCUACAACUGUACCAUCCACUACAACACCAACCACCAUAUCUAUGAACACAACACAAGCUACAACAACAGAAACAAUUGGAGUGACAACUACAAUCACCCCAACAAGUACAAUUUAUGAUACAACCAAUAUUACAAAUUUAACAUCCACUACAACACCAACAACAGAAUUUUCAACUAUAUCUGUGUACACAACACGAGCUUCAACAAUAACUGCAGAAACAACUGGACUGGCAUCAACUAACACCACAAGUACUAUUUCUGAAACAAGCUCUGCAACAACUGUGCCAUUCAAUACAACACCAAAAACAGAAUUUAACACCACAUCUUUAUACACAACACAAUUUACAAAGACACCAACAACAACAGCAGGAACGACUGGAGUGACAACUACCACCACAAGUACUAUUUCUGAAAAAACCUCUGCUGCAACUGUGCCAUUCACUACAACACCAACAAAAGAAUACACCACCCCAACAUUGUACACAACACAAUCUACAACAACCACACCAUCAACAACAACCAAAACAACUGGAGUGACAAUUACUAGCACCCUACCAAGUACAAUUUCUGAAACCACCACUGCUACAACUGUGCCAUUCAGUACAUCAACAAUAGGAUAUACCACCACAUCUUUGUACACAACACAAGCUUCAAUAUCCACAGCAACAACAACAGCAGAAACAACUGCAGUGACAACUAUAACCACCCCAACAAGUGCUAUUUUCGACACAACAAAUACUACAACUAUGCAAUCCACUACAACACAGAAAACAGAAUCUGACAUCACAACUUUGUACACAAUACAAUCUACAACAACCACACCAACAACAACAGCAAAAACAACUGGAGCAACAAUUAAUAGCACCAUACCAAGCAACAAGAACCACAGCAAGAACAACACUGGAAUCAACUGGUGUGACGUCGACUACCACCCGAGGUGCAAAUUCUGCAACAGCAAUUGCCACAACUGUACCAUCAAGUACAACACCAGGCACCACAUCUAUGAACACAACACAAGCUACAACAUCCACAGCAACAACAGAAACAACUAG
This is a messenger RNA of Tachysurus fulvidraco (yellow catfish), 2732 nucleotides long. RefSeq names its product mucin-2-like. Bases 213 to 2732 code for a protein of 839 amino acids. Lineage: Eukaryota; Metazoa; Chordata; Actinopteri; Siluriformes; Bagridae. The transcript is spliced from 2 exons. The record is from RefSeq and is a predicted model, not a curated record.